UUACAGUCUCCUCAACAUAUAUCAAAGGCCUUCAUUCCACCUGCAGCUUGGCUCUAAAAUUAGAGUAGUAUGAACUGAACAGACUGUUGUGUGUUGGAAUUAAGAACGCCGCCGCCGACCUCGCGAUCGCUGUUGUUGGUCAAGAUCGUCCAAUCUCGUUCUCAGAAAAAACAAACAAAUCGGCUCCCAAUUGUAUUAGAAGCCUUGUUAGCAGUAAUAGCUAAUAAGCAAGUGUGUGAGCAUGCCUCAGACUCUCUCUCUAUAUAAGCAAGGUUUGCUGAGUUGUUGCAGCGCCCACCUCAACUCUUGAGCAGGGGAACAAUAUGGCUAGCCGAUAUGCCGUGGAUGACUCCAUGUGGCCUGAAGUGUUGGCCAUCAAUGGGUACGCCGUGUUCUUGGGGUACCUGAUGAUGGGCGUAAGGGGGUUGGGCUUAUUGGUUGUUACCUGGACCACUGUCGUCCUCCUCGGUGGCUUCGUCUCUGAUCUUCAGAAGAAGGACUUUUGGUGUCUCACAGGAAUCACGCUCGUCCAAACUGCUGGCGUCUUCAAUUUUCUUUUAAAGGAAAAGUUAAGUGACAUGGUGCAUUCUUGGUGGGGUCUGCUGAUUGCUGUAUCUGUCGCAAUCAAAGACGACAAAGAAGAAGUUGAAGGAAAAAAAAUGGUGGUAACAAUACUUUUAGUGGUGAUUCAAGUAUUUGUGCAUGUUAUUGUAUUAUGUCCUCUUGGGGCUCUCUACAUGCUUGGCUUGUACAUCUCUACUGGAGUUUCAUUGUGGCGUCUAAUAGAGCAUGACUUCGGUAAUGCUGGGGGUGCCAACCAGAAGCCGGCACUACAAGUCCUCUAUGGCUUAGCUGUGGCACAAGGCAUGCUCUUUGGAUACAAGAAGACCAUACAUGCUCUUGGGCCAAGAAACAGGCUAGCGAAAUUUGGGGCAGAAGUGGUUGGCACGGUGGACGAAGAGCUAGUUGCAGGGUACCUAGAGGAGACCAUAGCAGGGUGCGAGAAGGACCCAUCAUUCGCUACCGGAAGGAAUUUUGUCACGUAUGGUGUGAACUUAAUGAUGGAAGCUAAGUCAAAUGAGGGUUUCAUUGCUGGGAUAAGGGUUCUGGGUGGGGCUAUCAAGGAUCCCUACCUGAGGGGUCGAAUGGUGCUAGCAAAACAUCUGUUGACUAGAUCGGAUUCCUGGAGUUACAUGAUCCAGAGACUGCUAGACACAGUAAUAGGUCCUAGAAGCCCAUAUAGUAGAGAUGUCAGGGAGCACGCGGCGAGGAUAGUGGCUCUUAUUGCCCGUGGCAUCCGUUUGGAGCAGUUCCCAGGAAUGAUUGAGGUCAUAACUUCCAUGCUUGACACAUCUGCUGAGGAGUCCAAUCAGCAGGACAGCCAGUUCUACCGGAUAAACCGCAAAUAUGGCCGUAGAAAAUCCGCGUACUACUAUGUGAGAAUCCAUAAGCUAGAGGCAUGUAACGGACUCAACAAUUAUGAGAGAGUCGAGCUGCUUGAGGAAUAUGAUCUAGACUACCUAAUAAGUGAGCAUAAAAAUAAAGGUUCUCCUGAUUUCUCCUUAAGCAGUCUAAUACAGUGGUUAGUCCAAUGCCUUCUGUGCAAACGAAAAAAAAAGGAAAGACGGAGGGAAAACACAGUCCAUGGCUUCGACGGACUGCUUACGGAAGCCGUGAAUAUCAUUCACCAGCUCGCAGUUGAUGAGGACAAUCGAAUAAGUAUGAUUACGAGCAACACAAUGCUACAGCACAAGAUUGCCAUGGCGCCCCUCAAAUUCCACAGGAACAAUCAUUAUGCGUGUAGGGUAUAUCAAAAGUCAGAGCUCCAGAUGCUAGAGAAAUGUUGGGUAGUCACGGAAGGGCUCGGGGCUGCUGUUAAAGACAGCAACAACCAAGGGUGUAUCUUGGAGGGAGCCCCUUCUGGUGGAGGAGACAGAAGACAAGAGGGGGAUCUUCUUCGGUCCAAGGUUGGUUCCACCCUUGAGAAUGCAAUCAUCAUCAGCAUUAAAACUAUCUUUGACUGCCUCGACUGUCGAGCGACGCAAAAAAAGCAAGGCAUACAGAUUCUCCUGCAUCUUUCUUUGGAUCUAUCCUCAAUCAUGGACAAUGAAAGCGGGACAAGAAGACUCACCUGGAUACUGCUUCUUAUUAUUGCUUGUGAAUCUUAUGAUGACUCUAAGUACUGGAUGGUUUGCGGUUUCACAGAUACGAAGAAGAACGAGUGUGACUUCGAUAGCAUCAGGUGUUUAGCACGUAAAAAGCUAGAGGACAUGCUUCAAGAGAAGCAUGAACUACCUUCAGAAGAAAGUGAGAGAAAGUUGCAAUUAAUUCUUCUUGCUCUUGGAGACCUAACUACUGCAUUUGUUGACGAUGCUGAAGAUAUUUCAAUCAGAACACAUGCAGCAAUAAUCAUGGAGGGUCUAUGUUAUGGUUACAGGCGCUAUAUUGACCUUGCCCUUGCCAAGCAAGUGAAAGAGAUGUUGGUCGAUGUGAUCCCAAAGGUGGUCAAGGAAAUACUAGUUCGUUGUGCGUCCACAAGAGAAGAAAGGCAAGCACAGGGCACUGAUGUGGAAAAUGGUGGUGUCUCACAGGGUUGUGCCCUGGAAAGCAGGACGUGCCAGGAUGAUGGCUACACUGACAAUGGACGACUGCGGAAAGCCUUGAUAUCCUUGUGCCGGGAUGGCUAUAUGGGAAACUUCUGGUUGUGGCCUGAGUUCAAGAAGAUUGCACCUGAAAUAUGUAAGCAACAAGGGAAGUCUUUCAAGUAUUUCAAAUCACUCUUAGUAGUUUGAAAAGUACACAUUCAUCUGCAGUGUUCUGUUUAUGUUGAUCAUGAGUCCUCAAUCCUCAUAGAAAACUACUCUAUGUUUCAUGAGGAUGUCCGGUGUGUCUUGCGUGGCCUUGGAUAAUUGAACACAAAGUGCUUCUUUGGUUGGUUUCAUUGUACUAUUUUAAGAACAUACAUAGGAGUACUGAACAUCUAUCUAUCUACUUGAGCAGAUGCUUCGGCAUUCCUGUGAGCCGUUUGCGUUCUGCUGCUAGUAAUAUUUGGUUCUCCUGGAUGCUACUGGGAGACCAAGCAAAACUACGUUGAAUUUGAACUUUGGUUUUCCUUAAUUUC
Molecule: messenger RNA, 3121 nt
Organism: Panicum virgatum (switchgrass)
Lineage: Eukaryota; Viridiplantae; Streptophyta; Magnoliopsida; Poales; Poaceae
Exons: 3
Coding region: 324-2792 (822 amino acids)
Source: RefSeq, a predicted model, not a curated record